This is a messenger RNA of Pneumocystis murina B123, 1371 nucleotides long. RefSeq lists its product as hypothetical. The coding region runs from base 1 to 1371 and encodes 456 amino acids. The record is from RefSeq and is a predicted model, not a curated record. NCBI's taxonomy places the organism in Eukaryota, Fungi, Ascomycota, Pneumocystomycetes, Pneumocystales, Pneumocystaceae. Gene Ontology annotation, molecular function: phospholipid binding; clathrin binding. The transcript has 8 exons. Gene Ontology annotation, cellular component: plasma membrane; endosome; clathrin vesicle coat. Gene Ontology annotation, biological process: Golgi to endosome transport; endocytosis.
AUGGAAAAUCAACUAUUCGGAAGAUCAACAUCUUUAAGUCUUGAUAAGAUUGUUAAUCGGGUUUCAAGUAUAAGUCUUUAUGAUAUUAAAUCUAUAUUUCGUAAGGCACAGAAUGUGGUUAUGAAUUAUAAUGAAAUUGAAGUUAAGGUUCGAGAAGCAACUAAUAAUGAACCAUGGGGUGCUAGUACUACGUUGAUGCAAGAAAUUGCAGUUGGAACUUAUAAUUAUACAGCUUUUAAUGAAAUUAUGAGAUUUACAGAAAAGUCGGCAAGAGAAUGGAGACAAAUAUAUAAGGCUCUUCAAUUGUUAGAAUUUCUUGUAAAACAUGGAUCAGAAAGAGUAAUUGAUGAUGCACGAUCUCAUAUUUCAAUUAUUAAAGUUCUUCGAAAUUUUCAUUAUAUUGAUAACAAGGGAAAGGAUCGAGGGAUUAAUGUUUCUAAUAGAGCAAAAGACCUAAUUCAAUUACUUUUGGAUAAUGAUCUUUUAAAACAAGAGAGAAAAAAGGCAAAAAUUAAUAAAGAAAGAUAUAUAGGAGUUAGUUCAGAUGAUAAUAAAUGUAAUAAAUAUGAAGGUUUUGGAAGAUCUAAAUCUGUUUAUACAGAAUACAAUGAUGAAACAUUUUAUGUAGAUCAAAGAUUUAAUAAUGAAACGAAAACGGAGAAUUAUAAUGCUAUGGAUCAUUCUAUCUGUAAAGCGUCUAUAUCUACUUUUGAAGAAUAUAAUGAAUUUGAUGAUGAACCACGAUAUAAAUCAUGUUUGCAACAAAAAAAUAAUCAAAGCCAUAUAAAUUCAAAAGUGUCGACUAUUGAUAGUAAAAAUACCGUAAAUACGUUUACAGAUUUACUUCCUUUUGUGAAUGAUUCUUUUAAUUCUAAUGGAAUUGAACCACGUAGAUAUCUAAGUUUUAAAGCACCUAAUGAGUCAUUAAAUUCCAGUAAUGAUGAUAAGUUUGAUGAAUUCCAAAGCGCUUCACUUCCUUUUGAAUACAAAAGCAUAAAUUCUGAACAAAACAAUAGUUUAUUAUUCUCUAGUCAAAUGUCUAAUGAUUCAUCAUUAACUAAAAGAUCUGCUAUUCAAUCAAAUCAAACAGGAGAUCAUUCAUUAGAUAUUUGUUCCUUGAUUUUACAAUCUAAAGAUGAUAGUUCAAUAUAUAGUUUUGAUAAAAAAAAAAAUACUGAGCAGCAACAAAAAAACGUUAUUGAAUUUAGUUCUUCAAAGUCUUUAAAUACACGACCAGAUGAUGCAUUUAGUAAUAUAUGGACAGCAGCUCUUAAAGAUAUUAAUAAAUCUUCUACUGCGGAGAUUAAAUCUAUUACAAAUGAAACUGAAUCCUUUAUUGUUGCAUCUUCUCAUAAUGAUAAUAUUCUUUAA